CAUCAGUUGUUUUCCAACACUGGCCCAAUAUUGUUCUUAGUUUUUGUUUAUUUUUUUGCCCUACGAUGGAAAAGUUCUAAACAACAGACAAACGACAUGACUCUGGCUCACCGAGCGCUCUUUACGUGGUUCAUAGUCUUGGUGUUCUUCAUCCUGCUGUGCCUGCGCCUGGAGCCGCGGACCAACUGGAAUUGGUUUGUCACCUUUACCCCGCUCUGGAUCUUCGACGUUAUAAUCAUCAUCUACGUGAUCAUCAAGUUUAUACGGAAGUGGCGCAAUCUAAGUCGCCUCACGGACCUCCUCUUCCUCUACAAAUGGAACAUUGCCGGCGUGCUGCUUACCAUUGCCUCCCAGGUGAUGAUUUGCCUGCGACUGGAGUACCCCCAUCAAAUUCCCAUCUAUGUGACCAUUGCCCCGCUGAUCCUACUCCUCAGCACCGCCAUAUUCUACGUGGGCAGCCACCUGGGCAAGCGCGAGGGCUGGCUGCAGUGAACCCUAGAUAAUAAGUCUAGGUUUAGGA
Molecule: messenger RNA, 520 nt
Organism: Drosophila kikkawai
Lineage: Eukaryota; Metazoa; Arthropoda; Insecta; Diptera; Drosophilidae
Product: transmembrane protein 60
Source: RefSeq, a predicted model, not a curated record